ACCCCCGACUCGGUUACAUUCCCGUCAACGAAGAAGAAGAGCAGGGAACGUCUGCCGGGUCACGGUACCACCGCACCGAACCAGUGCCGGGUCACGGUACCACCGCAGCCUCAGCAGCCCUUGUUCGCAGUAGUUAGCGCCAUGGCGGCGGUGCGCAGCCUGCGGGUAUCGGUGAAACCAGACAGCGGCUCAGAGCACUCGGAACCGGAUUCCGAGUCGGACCGAGAUGACGCUCGCGAAGCCGAACCGAUGGAGGUGGAGGAGGGCGAGGUGGAUGCAGAGGAUAUCUCCGUUAACCGCUCUCUGAAGGAGCUUCUGCCGGACACCAGCCGGCGUUACGAGAACAAGGCCGGAGCGUUUAUCACCGGGAUUGACGUCAACUCAAAGGAGGCGAUUGAGAAGAAGGAGAAGCGAGCGCGACGUUUCCAUUUCUGCGGCGAGCAGAGCGUCAGUCAGAAGGCCGUCGUCCUGGACAAGGAAACCAUAAAGAAAGCCAUUCCCCGCCUGCGGCUGGAGGCGCUCCACGUCACGGGCGUGGACGACAUGAGCACGCAGGACAUCUUCGGCUAUUUUAAGGAGUAUCCUCCCGCCCACAUCGAGUGGAUUGACGACGCGUCAUGUAACGUGGUCUGGUUGGACGAUGACACCUCCAUCCGAGCGCUCAUCAACACUAGCAGAAUGCCCGACCCGGAGGCCGUUACCACGGAGACCGGAGAGCAGCCAGGCAAAGAGAGCAAAGCUCAGCGAGGUCCAGACUCAGAGGAUGAGGAAGAGGAGGGUGAGGUGGGCGAUGAAGAGGACGGGGCAGCCAGAAGGAGCAGUGAAGUGCAGGAGGAGCAGCAGCCGAAGGAGCGCGGAACACAGGUGGACGACCUGUCGCGGGCGGAGAGAGAGUCGCUGCUGAGGAACGAGCCGCGGCCCGCCAUCAAACCCUUCAAGGGGAACAAGCUGCUGCUGCGCUUCGCCACACAAGAUGAUAAGAAGGAGCCGGGGGCAGCGCGGCGCAGCAGAUACUACAUGAAGUACGGAAACCCCAACUAUGGAGGCAUGAAGGGCAUCCUCAGCAACUCCUGGAAGAGGAGGUACCACAACCGACGCAUCCAAAGAGACGUCAUCAAAAGCAAGAAGCCUCUGAUUGGAGACAACAUGGGACACACGCCGCCGUACACGCACCGGCACUCCGCUGACCUGGUCAACCUGCCUGAGGAGCCCAUCAAAGAGGAGGAGGAGGAGGAAGAGGAGGAGGACGCCAGUGACGAGGACAUGGACUCUGAUGACAGGGUGGUGGAGUUUAAGGACAAAGGAGGCAGCUCACGUUCUGGAGGGGCGGGGCUUCGCAGCAGUGCGGAGCGAUCUCCGUCUCCGUGGUCAGAGUCGGAUGAGAUGGACUACGACCUGGAGCUGAAGAUGAUCUCCACGCCGUCGCCAAAGAAAAGCAAAAAAAUGACCAUGUACGCCGACGAGGUGGAGAGCCACCUAAAGAGCAUCCGGAACCGCAUCGGGACAUCGGGGACCCAGAGCAGAGCCAAAUCCUCAUCCCCCUCCAAGUUAACGGACGUCCGGCAGCUGCUGCUGGAGAAGCGGCAGGGGCUGUCCCAUCACAGACAGCCCCCCCCUGUGGCCAGCGGCGGGAAGACCGAUGUCCGGCAGCGGCUCGGGAAAAGGCGAUACUCUCCGGACAGACGCCGCACCCCUUCCCCUGCCUCCCCCAGAGACACGCCCCCAAGCAAAGAGCCAGUCAGAGAUGUGCACAGCAGACUUGGCGUGGCCGGUCAAGACAGAGGCGUCUUCUCCAGCUCCAAAGACAGAAAGACGGGCGACCUCUGGAGCAGACUCGGCAACAUUGAGCGGCGAGGGAGCGACCACUCGGCUCCGUCCUCCUCCUCUUCAGGUCGGAAAGAAGGCAGCGGGAGAGCAGGCAAGAAAGCAGAGGGUGAGGAGAAGGAGGAGGAGGAGGACGACUCGAUGCUGCAGAAGAUGUGGGGCGCCAUGAUCAAACAGAAGCAGGAGCGCCUCGGCCACAAGGGAAAGAAGAGCCGCCUGGACAGCCUGCCGUCGCUGCAGAUCGAGAUCAGCCGUGACAGCAGCGACGACUCUGACGCCUGAGGACGACUAGGAACUCGGCCAGACUCUCCUGAACUUCAGAGCUCCAGCCGGGCCCAGGCGGCGGACCGGACCUGCUGGUUCUGUCAUCGCGUCUGGAUUCUCUCUCCUUGAAAAUGUUUUUCAGUUUCCUGAACUUCUCAAAGGUGUUGUCUGAUGGAGCAAAGCAUGACGGGAAACUCUAACCCUGCACCUGCUCUACAUCAUCGCCAUGCAUUCCUGUUACCACGGAGACAGACUCCGCCUCCAGCUCUCUUCCUGAAGCAGAGGAUCCUCCUGUGUCGGAAGAAAAGUGUGAACUGGAUCUCCUGGUGCUGAGUUGGUUGUUUUUUUCUGAAAUGUUGUGGGUCCACAGACUCCAAGCUUCAUGAAUCCUCAUUAAAAAGAUGGCUGAUGUUUUUUA
Oryzias latipes (Japanese medaka) is the source of this 2506-nucleotide messenger RNA. RefSeq names its product nuclear cap binding subunit 3 (gene ncbp3). Gene Ontology annotation, cellular component: nucleus. NCBI's taxonomy places the organism in Eukaryota, Metazoa, Chordata, Actinopteri, Beloniformes, Adrianichthyidae. Gene Ontology annotation, molecular function: mRNA binding; RNA 7-methylguanosine cap binding. The record is from RefSeq and is a predicted model, not a curated record.